This is a messenger RNA of Xyrichtys novacula (pearly razorfish), 34275 nucleotides long. The record is from the annotation of a GenBank genome assembly. NCBI's taxonomy places the organism in Eukaryota, Metazoa, Chordata, Actinopteri, Labriformes, Labridae.
GGCUACAGGUCACGUGAUCGCAGUGGCCAGGAAGUGGGCUAUGCGCACUGCUCUGAGGCUUGGCCGGGCAGCGGCGCAUAUUGUCCCAAACAAUUCACACCGCAGAGGCCAAAUGACUCGAACGGACUGAGCAGGUCUUCCGUUUUUUCCUCUCUCAAUUGAUUGUUUUUGUAUGUAGAUAAAUGUUUGAAGAAAUGGGUCCCGGUUAAUAAGGAACAUUCUAGAAACACCGUGGAGGGUUGUUUGGAGUGUGGGCAGCAGCGCCGCGGCCCGCGGCCGUGAAGGAGCUCAGCAGCCGGGAGAAGCAGAAUCCAUUGUGUGCUAGGAGCGGAAUUCAAUUCUUGCCAAAUUGAAGCUCCGUAAGUCUCUGGUUUCAAUAUUAAUGUAGAAUUGACACUUCCACCACAUACAGGGGCCGCGUUUCAUGAGUUGUCAUGCUGUGUUGUUUUUUUAAAAUAUCGUUAAAUGUCGUUAGAUCAGCCGUUCCGUGUCAGCUAACGUUAGCAUAAUGCGGCUAAUGACAUUAGCUUCUCCAAGACGAGGAGCGUUUGAUUGUACAAACCGUCCAGAGCUCUGUUUGAAGACACAGAUAAUGGGGGGCAUAUAUUGUUUACAGUAGGUUGCAGAAGCCCUUUAAUUGUACGGAAUUACAGUGGUGCUUAAUAAUAGUAAGAAAAGACAAGAAAGCUUAAAUAUGUAACAUUACGGUUAAAAGUUAAGAGUGAACGAGCCGUUCGAGAUCUGGGUUAUUCUUAAUAAUGUUCCUCAGUGCUGGCGUUAGGCAGCAAAUUACAUAUUUUUUUUCUGUGUGACACAAAAAGGAUGAUAAUUUACAGCAUACAUACAGGAAAGACUUAAUUAGGCAAAUGUACCCGCCUUAAAUCGGCGUUCACCUGACACCUCCCGUCACCUGUGCCGUAAACAAACGUACCUCUGCAGUUGGAGAGCUAACUUAGCAAGCUAACGGCUAUGCGGAUAGAAAGCGAUAGUGCCGGGUGAGCUAGCGAGCUUUGUCCACGCCAACCAUGUUUAUUUUUCUUAUCUUACUGUACCAAACGCCGAAUAAAAUGGCUGAUUUAGCUAUCUCAUUUUUUCAUGUGGCUGUUCAAGCUACUUAUUUUGGUUUGCUAAGAAAACGAAACAACACAGUGCCCCAGUUCGGCCGUAUGAUUUGCAGCUGAAUAGAGUAUUUAGUUUAAAAAAAAAUCUUGAUAUUGAGAUAAUUUUAGGAAACCCUCGCGUGUUUUGUCUCUCCCUCUCUUAGUUUAUGGUCAUGUAUUUACAUAGCGCUGUCAGCAAAGACACAGUUAUCAUUAACACCCGAGUUAUUUUAAAGCUCCUGUAACGAGUUUUGAGUUGGCCAUGAAGCAAACUGAAAUAAAUAAAUCAUAUCUCGGUCUGAAUCUGAAAGCAAACCACACCAUCAGCAUAAAGAUGAUCUAUUUCUACGUGGAUGUAUUUCUUCAUUUAUGUCUAAAUACAUGACUUUGGACAAAGUCAGUAAAGAAACAAGUGUAACCACUUUGUUCACAGGGGUAGACAGAAUCAAGGCAAACUGAAAGCCCUUCAGAUGAGCUUAAACUUUACACUGUGUUGUCUUUGAAGGGUGCAACAUUUGUCAGUAUCAUCUACAGAAAUAGAUGGCAUAACUGAUUGCAGAUGAAUUAAAAGUCAGUGAGUUGUUGUAACAUCAUCAGAUGUGUUUUCAUGCGGUGAGAAGAUAUAAGAUGGUUUUAGGAAGUUGAGACCUCAUGCAUCCUUAUAAUCUUUGGAGCAUGUGACACACCCAGCAAUGGGGAAACAACAGGUAAAUAAAACGUAGCAACAUGGCAGCAACUGAUGUAACACUGUUGUGUUGUAAAAUUGAAAGAGUCAGAAAGAAUUGGGGUCAACACUGUUAAGAUAAAAGCCGCAAACAAAAAACAGACAAUGACAUUUAGUUUCAAAUUAGAGCCACUGUGUGAGUUUUAGAGUUUCAGUCCCCACCUCACAGCACUUCAUCUCUCCUCCUCUCCUCCUCUUUUUCUUCCUCCUCUCCUGCCUUAAACAGUGGAGCAAACUUUUACCAUGCUACACAUCUGUCUCACAUAAAUUUAUUUUUUAAAUUUCACAUUUAAAGUUUAAAGAGUAAUGUCUAAUUAAAAAGUUAAAUAAGCUAAAUAAGAACCAGUGAGUUAUUGUGCAGUUUAAUAUCUAUUUGAUGAUUCAUUGAACAAUUGUUCUUAUAAUCAAUGACCAGUUGACAGUGAAAAUAGUCUUUAUUUGCAGCUCGAUGGUUUUUCCCCAGAACAUGUAUUGAUGUCAAACAACGAAGAUUCUUAAUGAUGUCUUGUUUUAAUAUUAAAAUGUUCCUUUGCCCUCCUCUGCAGGUCCCCAGCCCCCUCUAUCCUUCCUGAUUCAGUUCUGGGAGAGUUCAAACCAGUAUCAUCGCCAAGAUAGCCGGGCCAGGCAGGAAGAGGCACACCUCAGAUCCAGACCCCAGCAGCGGUAGUGAUUCCGGCGACGGGCAGCCUGUUAGUGCCAAGUGCCUAAAAAUGGCUAGCAGCGGUGGUAGUGGUGUGGCUGGUAGUGAGACAGCGGGCCGUCGUGGUGGGGCUCAGCAGAGAGGAGGCAGCGGCAGGGACAACAGCUCAGACAUGACCUCCAGUAUCAGUAAGAAGAAGCAGAAGGACAGGGCCAAUCAGGAGAGCCAAGAGGCCAAGAGAGCAGCCGCUGCAGCUGUGGACGGGGUGAUUGCAGAGGUCAAGAAAGGUAAGUAGGACUGAAGAUGUUGUUUAAUCAACUCAACUGUAUGCUCAAAGGUGUUGCUUCAUUCACUAAAUAUGGCUGCCCAGUAGACAUACUUUUUCUCUGGGUGUUGCUCAUAGAGUAACACAAUCACAUUCCAUUUGUAGUAUGUGGGCCGCCCUGUAAUAUUCUGGUAUAUUUAUCCUAUGUUUAUCAUUAUGCAAAAAUGCUAAGGCACACAGGUAUUAUCAUCUACAUUAAACAGCAGCUUUAAGACCUGUUUGACAGUUUUGACAUACCAACGUCAGCACGGGAGCUGAGACUGUUUCACUGUAAGAUGGGAAUUUAAAAAGCAUUUAAAAUCUCUCAGACCUGGAAAGGUAUUCAUCAGUAUAUUCUCAGUGCCUGCAACUUUGAAAAGCUUGAUCUUUUUUUUAAGGAAGCAAGUGUAUUUUUUCUGAAAUUUUUUAUCAGACUGGUUAGAAACAUUAAAUCUUUUUUUUUUCCCCUCAUCAAAUAUUUGUAAACCCAUAACUUAAAAAUCUAGUUCUUUUGUUCCUCUGCUUUUGCUGUGUGAUGUUUUUGUGCAUAUAUUCAGUGCCAUAAGAGGAUUAGUGUAAAGCUGAUGCCAGAGAAGUGUAUUUGGUUGCACACAUGUAUGAGGCCAAAAUCUCUCUGCUUUUUCAUUCAACAUGCUUUGGUGUUGAACAGGCAUUUCACACCCUUUAGCUGUUGUUCCAGUGUUUGUCUAUUGGUGUCACCUGAACAAGAAACAAAGAAAAUGGGUGUUACAGUGAAAAGUUAGAGAGCUAUUUUGUAACACGACUGAGUUAAUUGGAAGUGUAAUUAAAUAAUUGUACUGUGUAACUACCAUUUUGUUAGACAUAAAUGAUUCACAUACUAAGUGUGGUGAGAAACACCUGAUGCAGAGUGUUUUUCAUUAACAACAAAACUCAGUGUCCCACCUUUGCAAAAAGCUAGUUAGUUAGCAGGGCUAUUCAGCUGUAAUGCUGCAACCAUGUGCACUUCAUAGCAGCCUUCGUAAUAAUGAUUUUGCCCUGAUGCAGUUGCCAGAGGAAGGAGAAGUUAAUCAGAAGUUUAUUUCUGUUAAUCAUUAAUCCAUCAAUAAAGAUACUAACUUUGAUAGCAGUCAGUCUUAGGGCUGCUUGAUGAUAGCUGAAGACAUAAUCCCUAUUAUUUUGGUUGAACUUGAAAUCACAAUUAUGAAACAUAAUUACUCAUGAUGAUUUGAUAACAGUUUCAUGAAACUCUUAAAGUCUGAAUCAGUCACAACUGUCUUUACACAACUACAUUAAUGUUGUUGGUUUGAAAAUAUCGUAUGAAACAGCAGUGGAAGGAUGCACACAUCAGCUCUACACAUCACCUCAGGAGAUUUGACCUUUGAUAAUAGCUGUCACUGAAGUAAAUGCCAGGUUGACACUAGUAGUAGCGUAGUUUUACACAGUGUUAUCGAACAAUGAAGGAUCUGAGCUCUUCUUUUUUAUGAUACAUUAGGACGUUAGUAGACUAACAUUUAAAUGCAAUAUGGACCAGUGUCACUCACUGUUUAGCCAGACACUUGUUAGCCUGUGCUUUUCAACACCUAGAUAUGCUUGUUAUCAUGACAGCCUCUUUUUGUUGUGCUUGCUCUGUCUCUUGGCUUUUCACACCUACACACCUGCUUCUCCUCCCACCGUAUUCUCACCAUUCGUGGAUGCAUGAUAAAUAAUCUGUCUGCAGCACAGCAUGUUUAACACACAGCAAUUAACAUAAAGUGGCAUUUUCAACUUCUUGUGCUCUCACAGCUUGUUGCGUAUUUCUUAUAUGAAAUAUGAAAGAAUUAUUGGAUGGAGAUAGGGUUGCAUGUACUCUACUGUAUCUUACCAAAGUGCAGUAAUAAUAAUAAAAAGAAUACACUAUUACAUCAAUAAUACAUUUUAUUAUGUAGUGCUUUUCACUCAAAGACACCUUACAAGAAAAAGAAAACAGUAGUAAAUGGGAUAGGAUAGUCAAUAGGAUUUUCCCAGUCAAGACAGUUUAAGCCUCUUAUCUGGCAGACUGGACGUUUUUUGGGGGCCUUGAAAAUACCUCGAAAAAUGUCUACAUUUUCAAACCAUCUUCAAUAUCUGGCAGCAACAUACUGUCAAAAAACAAUGGUUAGCUUUCAUAGUACACUUGUCUUUCUUUAUUGCUCUUUGUUUGUCUUUUUGUUGUCUGCUUUGGGAAUUUGUUGGGCUCUGUAGAUUUAGAUAAUUGAAAAAAUAAAUAAAAAACAUAAUAUGUCAUGGCAGAAAUCUGGACAAGACAAGUCAAACAUGUAGACCCACAUUCUGGCCGAUGGUACCUCUCCGAUUUAAGGUCAACAGUAUCAUCGUUUGUCCACUAGAGGGCACUGACAAAUCACUGUUUCUUCAGGAAAGUAUCCACUUAAUCUUGGGUUUAACUUCAAACCUCAAACUGAACAAGUAGUCUAAUGUCAUCAUUUUUGUGUUUUCAAUAUCAGCAUUUAAAUUUGUGGCAGAUCUGAUAUAAUUUGAAUGAAUGAGCUGGAGUUUUUUAAUGUCUCAUCAGUUUGAAACGAGAAGAUAACAGGCACAUUAAAAUCAUUGAGAUUUCUGAAUUAUAAUUGUGGUUUUUUGUGUGUAUGUGAGUAUGAUUUGAUCAGGCUGGAGAGAAAUCCACAACUGCAUGAUCAUCAUAUGAUGUUUUAUUUGGCUAGUGAUGGUAUGAAAAUACUAACAUGGAAAUGUUACACUUUCAUAAACUCAAUAAUACUCAUCUCAACAGUUUAAGCUGCUCUGGCCUCUCCAUAUUUAUCCCUUAGGUAUAAUCUAAAUCGCUGUUUAAAAAAACAAAAAAACAAUGUCUAAAACAAUUUAUAAACAACUUUUAUCAGUUAUUAGCAAAGUCAGAGAAGAGACACAGGGUGUGAUAUCCUUAUGUGGAACUAUUCAGUUGUUUUUUUGUGUGUGUAAAUAUCAGAUAAGUUCCCUGGUUUUUCAUCAUACAGUGUCUGUUGUUUAAGAGGGAGAAAACUUUCAUUCAAAUGAAACAUUACAUUUAAAUUUCAGUUCUGAUCUUCAAAUUAAAAUGUUAAGUCUGCUGUUUUGCAGACAUGCUUUUUUUUCCUUGGGCAAAUAGACUCCCUGGCUCUGAAGCAUGUCAUUGUGUUUUUAAUGUGUUGGAGUUAUGAUUGAUGAGACAGUGUGACGUCGUCCCCUGUCAUGAGGGUGUGCGCUAAAGCACUGUUAGAUAUUCAGCAUGGCUGACCUGGAAUCACCAGCUGGUCGGGAUUGGAUGUUGCCUGUGACCUUUCUAGAGAAAUUCAAGUUGGAGAGGUUGAGUCAGACGAAAGAAGUUGUGAGAAAGUUGAGGCUCUCUAGUUGUUGUUGAAGGUUAAAGUCAAGUACGAGUGUGGCCGUGACCUCUUUCCUGGAAGAGAGCGCAGUCUGCGCUUGUCUGGAAUGAUUUCUUAUUUUGAACCUCCGUCCACGUUGAGUUCACCAUGAAAAAUGGUAAAGUUUUUUUGUUGGUUUUCCUGAUGUGUCAUGAUUCUUGAUUUUAAAAACAUUUUCAUGACUUGGUCGCAUGUUGAUCAUCUGCUGUCAAACAUUUGUUCGCUAGCUUACAGUUGGUGCAGCAUGGAUAAUUUUAGAUGUCCCAUCUGCUGUAUUCACUGUACUUUGUGCCUGAGUCCAUCGAGCACUCUGGACUGACCCACUUGAGCGUAUGGGUACACUGAUAUGUUGUAUCUGAAUAUGUGAGCAGGUGCAUUUCAUUUUGUGUGUGUGCGUGUCUGUCUUUAGUCUCUGUGUACUAGAGACACAUUUUGUUCCCCAUUGGUCGAACUUGAAAACCUUAUUGGCUUUCUUGUCCUGUUGUGUGUUUGUGUGUUUUGUCUUCUUCUCUGGUUUUAUUUUUCCAUAUGGGACCAGCUUCUCUGUUUAUUUUUAGGCCUGUAGACAAAUCCUGACACUCUUAACGUUUUCAGUUUUGUCUCACAUUUUUGAUUUUAUUUUCAUUGUGGUUGAAGAUUGCUUUAUGUGAAGUUCCCUCUCUUUGUUUCUGACUGUUCCCAUGUUGUUGUUUUUUCAGAUGUGUUUGUGGACUGGAAGCAAAAUGUCAAUGAAGUGACUGUGAGACUGCGCUGUGGGGAGGGGGUGCAAAGGAUAGAGGAUAUCAAUACAACUUUCACCGAUACACACUGCCAUGUGUGCUUCCCAGGUAAGUCGGUAAAAUCAGCUGUUCUUCACCCCAGAUCUGAGGUUUUGAUGUUGAUUUACUGAGACAUGAGAAGGUCUCAAUCUAAUACUUGAAUUUGCUGCAUUUGAAUAGAGGUGCUCUCUGUUUUUUUCCCUGCUCUACUUUGUAAAUUUCUAUAUUUCAUUAAACGUGAAGCAAAACAGACUUGCUGGCCUUGCCUGUCUUCAUAUCAGGGAUCCACAUAUUAAGUCCAGUGGAUCCGCCUCAAACAUGUUUGACUGGUUGAAAGUUUCCCCCCUUAAUGUACAAAUAUUUUACACGACUAACAUUUAGGAUUGCUAACUCUAGUGUAACAGACUGUUUGGUUUGCCCCUUUUGAGCCAUGUGUCCCUGGUGAGGUACCGUAGGCUGUUUCAGAGCUGCUGUUGUUGCUGUAAGCUUUGGCUGGUGUUCUACAGCAACGUUGGAUUUAUUAGUUUCUUAUCCAGUUUGCCAAACCUAGUUACACUAAAUUGUGUUUGGGUUAUGACACAAAUUGUGCUCAGUCUACUCAAUAAUAUGCCCAAGAAAUUAUAAAACCCCCGGAUUGGCUCCUAGCCAGUUGUUGAAAUUGGGUUGGGGACAGAAAGCAUGCAAUAUCAAUAAAGAAAAACUGAGCAAAAAAGAAUAAAUUUAGGCUCCACAGUAUUGCCAUAAUAUCUAUGAAUGAGGAGAGAGCACAAGAAGUUUCCCUGAUAUUACAUCAGAAAUGGUUGUUUUGCAAUGCAUUAAAACCCUCAUGAUUUGUCUCAUCUGUCUAAAAAAUGCGUCAUGGCAAAGCAUGGAUCUUGACCUUUUACAUGCUCUGUUUGAUCCGUUAAGUGAAAUCAGCAUAGCAGAAUCUCUGGAAAACAACUGACUUGUUUUGAUAGACACACUGAACCUGCAAACAGUCCAAAAGCGGACAGAUUGAAUGCUGCUAAUAAGAGAGAAGGCUACAAGAUCCUUUUCAGUCAGUAAAUCCUUUGGGUGAGCUGUGCCUGACCUUGCUCAACAUUACAUCAAACUGGCCUCUGGUCAGUGUCAUGUACAGUGGCUGAAUAAGAACAGCUAUUUUUGCAGCUGAAGCUGAUGUUAGGUUGAACUCAGAUACAACAGAGUUAGUUUCAUUUAAAAAAUUAAAACACAGUUUCUCUGUCAGAAUCAUCCAGGUAUCUAAAGAAGGAGGUCGGGUUUUGUUUUGGCCUUAACACACAUAAUAAAAUCAAUAAAAGACGUGUUUGUGUGUUUGGCAUCAAACUUCAAAGUCUUCACAUAAGUUUAAAUGUUGUCACUGAGACAUUAAAUGCUUGACUUUGUAACUGCCUGUUAAGUAUUUGCUGCAGUUUCAGCACUCAUGAUGAGACUCUCAUGUCUGCAUGUCAACCAUUUUCAGAUGGACGUGAGUGGAGAUGUCAGUUGCAGGAGGAAAUUGAGGCCUCAUGUAGCAGAGUCCAGUACAAGGAGAAGGGAGGCUUCCUGCUGGUCAUCAUGCAGAAGAAGAUUCCUUUUCACAUAUGGCCUUCACUGAAAGUGAGUCACGUAACAUGAACAUUUUUCUCUACGUGCCUUUGUCUAAGCCGGCUUGUGUUUUCAUUUGAUAUGAUGCCUCUAUGGUCUGUCACUUGUUUUCUACUCUAUUAUCAGUUCUUGGAUGAAUUCUAACCAUUUUGAAGAAUCCUGUUAAUAGAGACUUCAUUCCACUUACUUUCUUCUUAAUGUAAAAAAUGCUUCUGCUCCUGGUUUUUCUUCUCCAGUCCAACAAGAAGGAGAAGGAGUCAGUUACCACAGAGACCAAAACUGACAAGGAGCAGGAGAUGAAGACUGUUGCCUUGGAUUCAUCAGAGAUACCCAAACUGUCAUCCUCGCAGCCUUCCUCCUCACACUCGCACAGUGAGUCAAGACGCAGUGGUGGUAAAGCUGCCAAGCGCUGCCUUAAAAACAAACAAGUUGGUGACAAGGUCACUGUGGACUCUGUAGGAGUGAAAAGUGGAGCUGGAGAUGGCUCAGUCACCUCCAAUAAGCCUGUGACAGUCGCAAGAAGCGAGCAGCAGCAUCCACAGGAGCCCAGUGCUAAGUGCACUGUUGUACGGCUGCCCAAGACCACCAAGGAGGACGCUGCCUCACCAGCAGACAGGGACACAAAAUCUGUCAAGUCUACUUUAGCCAAUGGUAAAACUCCACAUUCACACCUGCCCGCUGGUCGGAGCCCACAAACACAGCGCAGAGAUGGAGACAACAGAUCACAGAGACUAGUCAGUGACCAGGAUCAGAAAUCAGGAGAUACUGUCAUCGCUGCUCCUGCCAGCCAUACCAACACUACUCAGGUGAGAAGGCUGGGACUUCCUGAUUGUCUGUCUGCACAUUAUUUACAUUUUUAUUACUUAAUAGUGUUGUUGAAGUUUUUAAUUUAUACUUCAUUACAUCCACACAAAGUGACAGUGUCUGUCUAGAAGGUGUUUUCUGAUGCUUAGUUAUGCUGGGAAUAGCUUAAUGGUCUAAGAUUAAAAUAAGAAAAGGUGACGAUGGCCUCGGUCAAAUAUACGACUUCCUUAAAUGACACCAAAACAUGGCAGCAUACUGUAGUCCAAUUAUCCUUCCUCUUUGUUAAUAAUGUUUAAUGGAAGGAGAAUGCCAAUGAUAUUUCUUUAUAUUUUAAACUCCAAUAACAUUCAAGUCUAUGUCAAAUAACAAGUUUUUCAAACUGAAGAAGUGACCCGUUUAUCAAGGGUAUUAGUAAAAGCGUAUUGUUAACAGAGAGGGUUGUCCAGCUGCUUUACAAGCUGAAACACAGAGAACUUCAGGACAGAGGAACUUCACAAGAACUGUCACACUUGAAUUCAGCUUGUUGUUUGAUUUUCACCGUGGUCAGUUUUCUUCUGCAGAAUGUGCAUGCAUUUAACAGCAUGAGGGGGAUGUUAUGAUGCCAUGUUGUUUAAGUAUGAGUUGGUUUUGACUUGAGUGCACGUAGCAAAAGCUGUAUCCAGCGUUGUUGUCAGUGAGGUUGAGGGCUGGAAGGUAAAUGCUUUAGAAGAAUAUGAACUUAGUGCUCCCAAAGUGCUGUAAGGCUGAAAUGUCCUCAUGACCCCCAGUUACUCAAAAUCUGUUUUUCUUGAAACAAACAACCAAAAAGGGUAAUUUCUGCAUGAACUUUGCUGUUUGCUAUGAUUUGACAGAAAUGUCUGAAUCAAAAGGAAACUGAUCCUUAUAACCACUGUUGUUUUCAGUGCACAAAAUUAACCUCGUGAUUCCUGCUAUAUUCAUCAAAACUACAUCAACUAUUUACCAUACAGGACUGUGUGCUGCUGAUAAAUGAUCUUGACCAGUAACAUGUUUAAGAUGCAUUCGUUAGAUAAAUGGAUAUAAAGAAAAAUACGGUGAGUCAUGAUAUAGAUUUCAGAACAUGACAGGUGUUUCUGUCAGAAGAGUGUUUUCAUGUAGAGAUGGUAACACCAGCCAGAUAUUACCAAUGUGGUGCAGACUAUUUCACAAUGUCUUUAAUCAGUCUGAUAAAAUCAGCCAACCAGUUAAUCGGUCUAGCUAGACAGUCUAGGUGUUAAUGGAAACCAUAUGCAGACAUCAUUGAAUUAUUGUUGUUCAUGUGUCUGUGUGGGGAGAGAGUCACAUGCCUAAAUAUCACUAUGUUUUAUAAUUGUCAUGAUGUAACUUUGAUUUAGUGCUUUACAAACUGAAGAAUAACUGAGUCUGACUGAUUAAAUGAACAAAUUCCACAUUUGCUGGUUCACAAGGCGCUUUUGAUUGAAUCUUCAGAUAACUGACAGGCAAACUCCAAAAUGUGUUCAUUUGACUUAAUCUUAUAAUUAUUUGACCUAAAAAUGGAAAAAAUAAAAUAUGAACUUCUCUGGAUGACUAUUUUGAUCCUUUCAGAACUUUAAUAAGCCACUGCACUGUUUGUUCUGAGGACAAGCAUUAAGUUACACAGGUCGUCUGUAAGUAUGCCGGGCACAAACAAGUCAUUCUGAUCGUGUAUUGAUCACAACUGCUGGACUGGAGGAAAAAGAACCAGGAUUUAAAAAAACUCUCUGGAGUAGUAUAUGAUAAGGUUUCAAACAAUAACACCAUCUAGUCUGUGUGGGCUCCUGUCUGUCAAGUUACCUUUGAGCUUGGAAGAUACUUGCAGUUGAAUUUCUUAUGAUUUCAGUAAGCUGUAAAGAUAGAUUAGUUACAGCUUAAUAUGUCCUUUUCUGAAAGUAGCACUAAGGAAAUUAAACAAGGUGCAGUAUCAGUUGGUCCUUGCUAGUAGUUAAUUCUCAAAGAUCCUGCAAAAAAAAAACUUAUGUGGGUAUGAAGGUAUUUCAUGAGAAGUUUGUCCUGUCUUUUUUUAAUGCAGGUGGCAGAAAAGCAAACCCAGUCUUCUGACAGGUCUGGAGCAACAGCAAACGGCAGUGAUAGCCCACCAGCAACUCUCGUCAGCACCAGCGACUGCCUCAAACCUGUAAGCUUCAACAACAAAGCGAGCCCUCCUGAAAUGCUGGGAGAUAAAACUGACUCUGAGCCAGAGAAAAAGCCUGUUGAGCAGGAAUUGGAGCAGGAUACUCUGAUUCACCAGCAGCUCAGCCCAGCAAGAGAAACAGGCUCAGCACCAGCUGUUGAUGCGACUGCCAAACAAGCAGAGUCACCCAGUUUAGCCCAGAGGCACGGCAGCUUUGAUGGCGAAGAGAAGCGGGACCAGUCAAAGGAGGAGCCUCCUCUGGAAAUAAAGCAACAGGAAGGUUAGUUGAGAGGGUUUGGGGACUAAUUUUCAUAUACACAUUUGUGGAAAAGUGGCAGAUUUGGCCAAGAGCAGAGAUUUUGUUUGUUGCUCAUCAUUUUUUCACUUCGAUCAAACCCUGAUGAAAAUGCCUUUAUAACCUUCCUGCAGCCCCAGAGCCAAUGGUCAACCUGCAGUUUGUGAAGAAUGAUUCCUAUGAGAAGGGCACGGACCUGAUGGUGGUAAAUGUUUACAUGAAGGGGAUCUGCAGGGACACAGCCAGAGUCAUCUUCAGGGAACAGGACUUCACCCUUAUCUUUCAGACUAGGUAGUAAAAGUGACAAAAUAAAAAAUCCAACAAAUACAGUAUUAUUAAAUCAUUUCUUUGUGCUUUAAUUUCUGCCAAGAACAACCUGCGAAUAAUCUCCCUGUGUCACUAUUUUACAGUGAUGCUAACUUUCUGCGGCUCCAUUCAGACUGUGGGUCAAACACAGUCUUUAAGUGGCAGGUCAAACUCAGGUAACACUUGAAUUCAGUGGUACAAGUCAUUAGACCUCUGUAAUAUAAAGAGACAGUUUUUUUUUAUUCCUGUCUGUGUUUCUGUUUCCCCAAUUUCAGGAACCUUAUCCAGCCUGAGCAAUGCAGCUACUCCUUCACCCCGUCCCGACUGGACAUCACCCUGAAAAAAAGGCACAGCCAGCGCUGGGGGGGUCUAGAGGCUCCUGCCACACAAGGUGUGCUGCCGGGCUUCUACUUGUUUAUAUUUUCUACAUGUAUGACCAGGGGUGUCCCGAUCCGAUAUUGGUAUCAGAUAUUGUUCUGAUAUCAGCAAAAAAAACAAACAUUGGGUUAUGUCGGCCUGCAUCUAAAAUCUACGAUACAAGCAGUCCAUUCCAUACUCCACUCCAGCACCUCUAUCUAGCAAUGCCUGGAUCCAGCAUGCAGAGCCCACGUGAUCACAACAACAGUGUGUACUUAGGUACUAACAAAGUAGCAAGGAGAAGGGGUGAUGUCGGCCGUGUGGCGUUUUUUUUUUUUAUUAUUCAAGUUCAAAAAAGUCAUUGCAGCUGAGUGCAAACUAGUCAUGCACAAGUUUGAGCUAAUAUCAGAUCAAUAUCGAUAUUAGCCAAUACUGGAGGCUACAAUAUCGGUAUCGUAUCAGAAGUAGGGCUGCAGGAUUUUGGCCAAAAAUAAAAUCCAGAUUUUUUUUCCCUAAAAACUCACUUUCUGUUUUCGAUUUGGAUCUUUUAUUCAGUGACAACUUCACCAAACUUCAAUUCAAAAAUAAGAAGUUUUUCUAUCAGCUCUCAAAAUGAAACCACUGAAAACGAUAUAGUGCAUAUCCCAAGCCAGUAAGUGGCGCUGUAAUGCUGCCCAGGAAAUGCAUCUAAACCGCAGUUUCCAUGUGGGUGAAACGCCGAUACGAACUGUGAAGCAGGAGCCUACAGCGACCAGGAGGUGUUAGACAUGAAAGAGAGGAAAAUCAAUUUGGAGAUUUUCAUUUUCUUAACAUUGUCAUGGAUGGAUAGACAGACAGACACUUUAUUAAUCCCAGAGGGAAAUUCAAAAUAAUAAUGAAUAAUCCAAUCACAAUUUUAAAUCGAUUAAUGGUUCAGCCCUAAUCGGAAGUAAAAAAGUUGUAUCAUGACACCCCUAAAUACAAACAGAGAUGAUGGACUUUUGGAGCUUGGAAAAAGUUAAUCCUUUGCUACAAAAGUUGACUUUGCAGUCUUGAAGUUUUGGUCAUCCAGGAAUGCAGAUUAAUAGAAAAAACAUUAGGUAGAGUUCCUAGUUAUUUAGUUUGAGUUGGACAGAGUUGUUAUUGUCAUGAAGAGAAGGUGUGCCAACAUGAGUGAACUUAACAAUAGUAUGUGCAGGUGCCAGAUUUAAGACGUUUGCUCCUUUUUUUAAAGGGGCAAGAAGAGUAAACAGUCAUCAUAAAAGGAUUUAGGUUAGACGUAUCAGGGCCAGAUUUUUCUAUCAUUAACCUGUCACAUGCCAGAAUUGUAUAGUGUCUUGUUUUGGACAAUCUUCUUAACCACAAGCUCUAUUCUCCUCUGUUUAAGGUGCAGUGGGUGGUGCAAAGGUUGCCGUGCCCUCCAGUCCUGCCUGCUUGGAGAAAAGCCAGCCGGGCAGCAGCCAGCAUAGCCUACCAGCCAAGGAGGAGCCUCCUAGGGUUGGGGAGGAAAAACCCAAGACCCCUAAAGCCUCACCAAGAGUUGAGGAUGGAGGUCUUGAUGCAGUGGCCCCUCGUUCAGUCUCUGAGUCUCAUGUUUCAAUCACUAAGCCAGAGCCCACUGUUACCACGGUUAGUCAAAAGUGCAAACUAUUAUAUACCAGAGAGACAUGGCAAAAGACAGGUUUGUGCACUAGUUGGUGCUGGUCUAUAGGGGCUAAAGGAGACCGGUUAUGAGUAUUUUAUCCUUUCAUUAUGUCAGCCAGGGACACUUAUAGAAUAGCUCUGGGUGAUUUUCAGCUAAAACAACCCCUGAUUUAUCUCAGAUAAGCAUCUGUGUAAACCCUCAUGUAUCACUGUUCAGCCUCUGCCUGUAGCACUCCAUUUUGGCUGCUUUUGCAGUGAUAUAAUGUCAGACACAGCACAUGGAUGUUACUUUUCACACAGCUAUGUAGUCAUGAAAUGGCCUGAUUAAUAUACUAUGCAGACAAAGUCAUUAGCACCCAAACAAUUUCAUGUUUCAAAACUGAACUGAGGUUUCGUUGGGACAUUAUAUGUCAGUAUUAAAAUAUAGAGUAAAAUAGGUCUCCUUUAAGGUCAUAUGACUGUGCUUACUUGAACUGGUGUGUUACUCUUUCCUCCUCAGCCUAAACCCACCUGCAUGGUGCAGCCCAUGACUCACACGUCUCUUGCAAGCAAUGAGUGCCACGAAGAAGAAGAGGAGAAGAAGGUGUGCCUGCCUGGCUUCACAGGAUUGGUCAACCUAGGAAACACCUGUUUCAUGAACAGUGUCAUCCAAUCCCUGUCCAACACCAGAGAACUCAGGGAUUAUUUCCAUGGUAAAUCUCGUGAUUUUUGGGGGGGGCAGUAUGACCUCAGCUUGAUAAACAAUGACUGACACUGAUUGCUGAUAGUCCAAGGUCCUCUAAAUCCAGGAAGAACUUUUGACACUCCUUCACUCUGCAGUCUGUAAGAUCUACUCAGCUCCUGCUGUUAGCAGCUGCUUCCUCUUCUGCUUAGUCUUCCAAUUCAUUUUCACAGGAGAUGAGGUUCUUUGCUGGGCUUUCUAGAAAGCUGCAAAGACUCUGUGUCACCUGCCUUUGUGUAUUCAACAGGAUCUAGUGUGUAUUUCAUUCACUCUUAGAAAAGUUCCAGCAGCAGAUUGCUCGGCUAACUAAACCAACACAGGCAGGAACAUUUUAUCCCAGAUGAAAUGAAAAGGGGGGUUGUUAAUUGUCAAUAGUAAGAAUAUUACCCACAAGGCCCCUGACUUGAGAGACCAAUUGAAGACAUGGACGCAAAGCUGUCAGCUGCAGCAGAUGGUGUCAGCUCGACCACAUCCUUGAGCUGACUUUAACCCCAAUCUAUAUAUUAAUGUUGGAGCAAGUGUACACUUAAUUUUGAGAGAAGUUUGAAAUGCUGUACAGUCCCUUCAGAAAACCACUUUGUUUUAGCUCUAUUACCUAACACAACUCUAAACUGUUUCUUGAAUAUAACUGCUCCAAACACACAACAUACCCAGAUUUUGCAGAAAUUUCACCCAGGAGUUGGAAGGAAAACAUGUCAAGUGAAGGCAGGGUAGAAAAUUUGUUUUGUGAAUUCAUGUAAACAGCUAAUUCAGAUUCUUUGAUUUCCUUCACUGUUCCCCUGCAGACCGAGCAUUUGAAGCAGAAAUCAACUGCAAUAACCCGCUGGGAACAGGAGGCAGGCUCGCCAUUGGCUUUGCUGUGCUGCUCAGGGCCCUCUGGAAAGGAACGCAUCAUGCUUUUCAACCCUCCAAACUCAAGGUAAACAAGCAGCAGGAAUAGUUAGUUCCCAUCAGAUAUGUUCCAGAUAUAUUGCACUGCUGUUGCUGCAAAGUAGUGUUUCACUUCCAGGAAGUUUUCAAUUUCUCUCUGACUUCAUGAAUAUUUUUUUUUUGCAUUCAGUCUGCCCCUGGGGAAGCUUAGGUGUAUGACAUCUCAUAUGUUUGUGAACAUUAUGAGUAAAAUGUUUGUUUUCGUUUCCUCUUUGUUUGUUUGGAACCAUGCAGGCGAUUGUGGCCAGUAAAGCCAGUCAGUUUACAGGCUACGCCCAGCAUGAUGCCCAGGAGUUUAUGGCUUUCUUGCUGGACGGCCUUCAUGAAGACUUGAAUCGUAUCCAGAAUAAACCUUACACGGAGACGGUGGACUCUGACGGGCGGCUGGAUGAGGUGGGUGUUUCACCUGUUUCUUCAGCUGUUUUGUUUUUGAAGUCUUUCGCUGGAAAAGCACAGAAAUUGCUGCUUUUAUGAGAAGUUUUUUUUUUUAAGUGCUGAUUUUAAGAAUAGUCCCCAACACCUUCAGAAAUAUUGUACAUGACAUAACAGAAAAAUAAAAGAACUUUUGGAGAAUUUUGCUGAAAUAAGAAACAAUUCCCUGUGAAGUCUUGCCAAGUUUUGACCUGUGACAUCUUUUUGCUGUUGAUGCAGGUUGUGGCGGAGGAGGCCUGGCAAAGGCACAAGAUGAGAAAUGACUCCUUUAUAGUGGACCUCUUCCAAGGCCAAUUUAAAUCCAAGCUCGUUUGUCCCACAUGCUCAAAGGUAACAAUAGAAUAUUUUUGCUCACCCAGUUUGGUUCAACACAGAUUUCAAUUAGAACUUGAGUAUCAUAUCUUCUAUAAAAUGUCCAUGAAUGACUGUGAGUGAUAAGUUUGUUUGUGUUUGUUGUUCGACACCAUUAUAGCCCUUUUACUUUGGUUUAUUGAUUUGGUUGUCAAGAAGCCAGUGUUGCAUUGGGGGAAAACAAAUCCACCCUCACUGACCUUUUCUAUUCAUGUUUGAAGGUCAUCAAUACAUGCUUUUGUAUAUUUUUUCUAUGGUAAUGAUUUACAUCCCAUUUAACACCUUCCCCUCCUGCUUUUCUCUGCCCUCUUUUAGGUGUCCAUCACCUUUGACCCUUUCCUCUACCUACCGGUGCCCUUGCCUCAGAAACAAAAGGUGCUCUCAGUUUUCUACUUCGCCAGGGAACCUCAUAAAAAACCCAUCAAGGUAAGACUGCAUGAAGGGCCUAAUUGCUGUGAUAAUAAACAAUACAGCUCAAAGAUGCUUUAGAUUGCACUUCACUAACUUCUAUCCUUCUGCGUUAUUAGUUCUUGGUGAGUGUGAGCAAGGAGAACUCCAGCACUGCUGAAGUCCUUGAAUCCAUUUCCAGGAGUGUCCGGGUUAAACCAGAAAACCUCAGACUGGCAGAGGUAACAGAUUAACAAUAUUCUUGACUUCACACUCUAGCAGAGAUUUUAUGGGUUUGAAGCUAAAUUGAAUUCAACACACUUCUUUCUCUCAGGUUGGGAAAAAUCGUUUCCACCGCAUGUUCCUGCCAUCCCAUUCGCUGGACACAGUGUCCUCCUCUGACAUGUUGUUUUGCUUUGAGGUGCUUUCCAAAGACAUGGCCAAAGAGAGAGUCAUAUUGCUCAGAGUGCAGCAGGUAAUCAAGUCGAACCCCGAUAUAACAUCGCCAAAGAAUAUCAAAUUAAAAAGUGUGCGCAGGUAUAAAGGCAAGCUUUCUUUGCUGUUGCUUUUCCUACAGAGACUGCAGGUCCCUAAUAUUCCCAUCUCAAAGUGUGCAGCCUGCCUGAAGCCUCCAGUGUCUGAGGAGGACAAGCUGAAGCGCUGCACUCGCUGCUACCGUGUGGGCUACUGUAAUCAGUGAGUUCUACAAGUAACUGUAAAAGUCACAUGGAUUUACUAUUCACAUGAACUAGAUCUAUUGACUCUGUUCUGAACAUGUGAACUCUCUCCCCAGAGCCUGUCAGAGGAAUCACUGGCCCAAUCACAAGGGUCUGUGUCGACCCAACACUGAGAAUGUGGGUCUGCCUUUCCUGGUCAGCGUGCCAGAGUCUCGUCUCUCCUAUGCCCGCCUCACCCAGCUACUCGAAGGUUACUCCAGGUACGCAGGUUGACCCAUAGUUUGUUGUGCUCAUCAUCAUUAUCAGUAAUUGAAAUGAAACAUUACCAAAACAAUUGUCUGAACAAAAAAGAUAUGUUUGCUGUAACUAACUUUGUGUAGUCAUUGACUUUGUGUUAAUUUGAUUCAUCGUAAUAUGUUGGUCUUAGCUUAAGAAUUCCACUUUGUUGGUUUUUUGUUUACUACUUGAAGUGUUCGCAGUGAUCCUCAAAUUGUGAUUAUGAAGUUUUUAGUCAAAAUCACGUUACCUGUGUCAUUUUCAAGGACUUUUUUUUUCAUAACACCAAAUAUACACCUUCUUGUUCCACGUGUAGAGAGAGUGGAUGUCUGACUAGUUGGCUUGUAUUGAAUGUUUCUCCUGGAUGACACUCCUUAAACAUGAGGAAAUUCGAUAAGUUUAAAAUUUGACAUGAAAUAACUUUGUGUGAAGGAUCUCUGUAACUGCCAACUGUGCCCAUGAAUUUUGAUCAUGGAUCAAAAUCAUUUCUGUAUUUUCUUUUUGUCACAUUCACUGAGAUGUUUGUGCACAUUCCACAUUUUCACAUUCAGCCUUCCUUUAACUCUCUUUUCACCGGUCUUUGAAUUAAGCACAUUUUUGUACAGUGAGCGGCUGUCUGAUAGCAGAUUAGCAGAUCUGUUUGUAGUCAUCAUCACCAAAGUAAUGAACUCAGAGUGUAACAUUCAAGUGUCACUCUGCAUGCAGGUUUUCUGUCAACGUGUUCCAGCCUCCUUUCCAGUCAGGCAGGACGUCCCCUGAAACACCCCAAAGCCGGGAUCUGAUGCCACCAGGCUCUUCUGAGGGUCCUGUGCCCGGGGCUGAGGCCAUGGGUGAAAGCUGUGCUGUAGAAUCAGCUGAUCAGAUGCCAGAGAGCCCAUCUCUGCUGCCUGAAGCUCAUGCAGAGUGUGCUCAGGCCUCAGCUCUCCACUCUGCAGAGUCAGAAUCCCUCUCCUCCUCUCAGUCUUCCCUCUCCACCACACGGACUACAGAUUCAGGCUUCUCAGAGCCAGUCUCCGCCACUUCCUGCUGCUCCUCGGACCCUCAUGCCGAAAAGGAGACUUCUUGUGAGAAGGCGGUGCGGCCAGAGGGUAACAAGAAAAUAAAAACAUAACUUAAAGAAAAUUGAGUUUCUUUCCCCCUUUUAUUGAUGUCAUGUAUCUCUUAUUCCUGCUAGCUGCUGUAACGGGGUAUCAGCAUCCAAGUGAAUCAGCUUCAGGUCAUGCCAGUCAGUUCUAUAUCGCUCUGCUGGAUUCCAACAACAAAGAGCAGAGGCUGGAUGAGAGAGGUCCAAACUUUUCCUCCUUUAAGUAUUUGGCAUUUUCAGUGUCAAUAUUCUGUAAAAGAGAUGUUAAUGUUCAGGUUUUUUGAAGUUAUAAUCAUGAUUCCUUUUAGGUAGAAUUUAUAAAUGACUUUUUCUUUGUGCUGCAUGUUAUCAUCAUAACUGAAGCAUUGUUUUCUGUCCAACCCCCUCUGCAGAGGAUGCAUUGGAAACACUCCCUGAAGAUGCAACCCUCGAGCUGGUGUGGAAGAACAAUGAGCGUCUGAAGGAGUACGUUCUGGUGAGCUCAAAGGAGUUGGAGUAUGAGGAGGACCCGGGCUCUCUGAGUGAAACGGCCAGAGCGGGUCACUUCACCCUGGAGCAGUGCCUCAACCUCUUCACAAAGCCGGAGGUGCUGGCACCAGAGGAGGCAUGGUAGGCAUCUUUAGAGUGUGGAAGGUUGUUUCAUCAAACUUUGGAGAACUGAUUUUAAACUCCAGAGGAUAUUUUUUUUUUAUUUUCCAGGAUGACUGGAACAUAAAAUGAAAGCAGAUCACUCUCAAGUUUGUUAUGCUUGAUUUAAUUCCUCGUUACAGCCUUUGAGUGUUUGGUGCAGUUUAUGGUUUUGAUUUAUUUCCAUAUUGUUAAAAAGUCAUACAGAAAAAAAAAAGGUAAAUAAAAAUGGAUCCAUGGGUAGGUGAGGGCUUAUCUCAUAACCUCGCCUAAACUCCUCUUCAUGAAUGUGACAUGAGGCUCCAGAUAGUGAAGUGCAUUUGGGUUAUUUGGUGAGACAGAAAUGUACAGUUCAGUGUCAUCAGCAUGUGGGUGAUAAUGGAAGCAUGUGCAGUGAAAAUAAACAGGCCCAAUAAUGUGCUCAUGAAGAUGAAUCUACUGAAUACCAUUUGGUUUGAUCUGGGAGCACUUUUUACUCUGGAGCAUCUGACUUUUUUAAAAGAAAAUUUUGAGCUAAACUGGUGUUUGGUCCCUUUUCUCAGGGAGUUCUAGAAACUUGUUUUAAUAACUCUGCUCCUCCAUCAAUCUUUCAGGUACUGUCCAAAGUGCCAGCAGCACCGAGAGGCCUCAAAACAGCUGUUGCUGUGGCGCCUGCCAAACGUUUUGAUCAUCCAGCUCAAACGCUUCUCCUUCAGGAGCUUCAUCUGGAGGGAUAAGAUCAAUGACAUGGUCGACUUCCCCGUAAGGUAAAUGGACAGUGAAAAGAUAAAUUGUCACCUCUCAGCUCCAGCAGCCCAAAACUGAUUUUUCUUUCCUGUACCUCUAGGAAUCUGGACCUGAGUAAGUUCUGCAUUGGUCAGAAGGAUGAAAUGCAACAACCCCCCAUCUACGACUUGUAUGCAGUCAUUAACCACUACGGAGGAAUGAUAGGAGGCCACUACACGGCCUAUGCUCGCCUGCCAAGUGAUAAGAACAGCCAGCGCAGUGAUGUUGGUAAGUGUCCUGUCAGCGAGGUUUGUCACAUCAGGAUGAAUCUGUACAAGCUCUGACAGAUGGCUCAUCAUUCCCCUUAUUUUAGUCUCCACUCCUUGGCUGUUGAUUUUUUUAAUUGCUUCAUUCUUGGUCAUAAAAGUUGUUCCUUAAAGGAGGAGUAGGCAGGAUCUGAGGAAGUGCCAUUAUUUGGGAGAAAUCUUGAAUGUAAACAGUAUCCCUUCCAACCAGUUUUCUCCUCAGCUCCUCCUCUCCACUCCCUCUCUGCUCCAGCAAGCCCCACCCACAAACAGCCGUUCCUGCUCGCUCAUAUCAUUUCAAUUAAAUUCCGAUAUAGUGCAGGUAAAUACUUCAGAUAAUUACAGAUGGGGCCCAGUCAACGUGGAAGUUAAAAGCAUUGGUGCUACUUUAGAUGCCAACAAACUACCAGCAAACACAAAGUUUGCAGGACUUCUACAACUAGGAUAAAGUGACAUAGUCCAGGACCCGAGGUAAACAGUUUAGCAGUGCUAAAACACACAGCAAGUCCCGUUUGACAAACACUUCUAUUACUUUGUUAAAGCAGUUUACCUGUCCAGCAGAAAGGUUACAGGGUCCGUAAGAUCCUGAAGCGUCCCCCAUCGUUUAUGCCUUAUUGAUGUUGAGCGGGUUUCUAGCUCUUGUCCGGUCUACCUCCUUUUUAGGUGCCCAUUGUCCUGCCAGAGUCUCCGGUAUUUACUUUGUUUACUUGCUUGUGUUGGCAGUCGUAGCCAAAGGAGGAUUCAGACAAUUUUCCAUACUUUCUGGUUUGUUUCUACUGUCCAAUAUUGUAGCACGCUAACUUUGUUUGGUCUUGUGAACGUUAUUCAAGGAUGUGAACCGUACCUCACAACACGAGGGAGCAGUGUCUGCCUCACAACCAAUUAGGUUGUGGGAAGCGGAGAAUGCAUUUGUUUACAGUCAGAAAGAGUUGAUAUUUAAAGCUUUUUUGUAUACGCACCAAAAAAAUUCUUCCUUUACGACAUCCUGCCUACCCCACCUUUAAAUUUAGAAAAAAAAAAAACAUUUCAAAUGAUAUGAUGUGAUUUAUGACUGACAUAAUACUGGGUGAACUCAAAAACAAAAGAUUGAAGGGAAACAUUUAAACACAUAACCUUCAUUUAAUGGUCCUUUUUUAACCAUAAUCAUGUUUCGUGUUCAAACCCAGCAGCUCUGAAAUUCCUGCUCUUGUAUGUAGAGAUGACAUAUUGGACAUGAGAUGCUUUUUUCACUCAGCCCUGUCGUCCUUUUUUAAACUGUGUCUAUUUCUGUCUUUUCUCAAAGCUGUGUUUUAAACUGUAUGAACGUCUUUGUAGAGUAACUGAAGGCUCCACCUUGUGCACAUGCCUAUUCCAAGAACUGCCUCUGUCUAACACUCUGCUGCCGCCCACCCUUUCAUCCUACAGGCUGGCGUCUGUUUGAUGACAGCACUGUGACAAUGGUGGAGGAGAGCCAGGUGGUGACGCGUUACGCCUACGUCCUGUUCUACCGACGCCGAAACUCCCCUGUGGAAAGGCCGCCUCGCUUCCUCAGACCUGUGGGAGCUGAAUCGCCCACUGCAGCAGGUGCUACUGCCAGCCAGGUAAGGGUGCCACAGAAACCAGAGACCCCCUUGUAUUCCUGAUGUUGUUUGUUUUGUUUGUUUUUAUUCCACACAUCUGGAGACUUUUUGGGUUAUUGAAAUCAACAAUAAUCUUUAGGGUUGGGUAUUGAGAAUCGAGUAUCGAUGGGGACCGGGACUAACAUUUAGAUUCUUCCGGUAUCGUUCAAAUAUUAAAAUUUCGAUUUUAAUAACUUUGAAGCGGUAAACAAAUCGUACUGUGUACGAUGAGCAAACCUAAAUAUCCAACUAACGUUAGCCCUUGUACUUUUUCAUAGACAAACGACCUGACAACAAAAAUUGAUAUUUAUAUACUGGUUGAAAAUAGCCCUGUGAGAAAUUCAUAGUAAAGUUCUUAGAAAGUUAAUAGAAUUUGAAAAUUCAUGGAGAAGUUCAGAAAUUUCAUCCAAAAAGAAGAGCUCCGGUUAGCGCCCUUAUUCAAACCAUGCUUUUUUUUUUUUUUUUUUUUUUUUAAGAUAUCCUGCCUUGUAAAAGAAUCGAAAUAGAGAAUCGAUAGGAAUCUGAAUCGAAAUAAGGAAUCAAAAUCGGAAUCGUUCAAAAUCAAACGAUACCCAACCCUAAUAAUCUUACUCUAAUCUAAGGUGUUAAAGUUUAGAUAGGGAGUGUUAAGAUGGUUCAAGAUUGGAAGAAGAAGCAUGCUGGGCACACACCUCCAUUACAGAACAAAUAAACGCCAUGAUUAUGUUCCCAACUGGUGAAAUCUAAUGUUUGGAAGUCAGGUUUGUGUGUUUGAUGUCUUUUGAGUUCUGUCACAGUUAGUUUUGACUAAUAAGAAGUUUAUGAUGUGAUCAUAAAUCACUGAUAGUCUGUCAGUCUCAACAGCACCAUGUUUCUCAGCUGUCAGGCAACAUUUGUGUCAUGAGACAUUUUUGGUUGAACUUAAAGAGGAUGUGACAGUUUCUCUUCAGUUUGUCAGAAAGCUUUAAAGUUAAAGUAAACAAUUGAUUCACCCAAGUUCAGUUCUGAAGUUUUGAGCAUGGUGACUUCUGCUGUUUUGAGGAUCCAUUUGAAUUCCUUUAUCCCCAUCAGAUAAACAGAGAUAUAUUCUGUUGCGGUGGCUCAUAUCAACAGAUGUCGAGUGAGGCCUUGUGUUGCUCUUGAUGGUAUCAGAUUGUGUGUGAUUUUGAGAUGGAUGGUCCUCCUGUAAAACCAAAUACACACAAAGACACAAAGCCUUUUCUUUGAGGUUAUUCUCAAAACAUGAACCUCUAUUUCAGUUCUGCAUUGGAUGUGCUCAAGGCAGGUGUCAACCAAAACUAUGUGUACCACGAUACCAUGAUGUAAUAGUUGUUGUGCUUUUGGUUUACACAAAUGCGUGUUAUAUUUUUAAUUCAUAUCCUAAUAAAGUAGGGACGCUGUGUCAAACAUUGAUUACAGACUUUGAUGGUUUGCAGAUUAUUUAAACAUGAUAGUUACUUGAGAAUAACAGAAAGAAAACAUGUAAAAUGUGGAAACUGAAAAAUGUGUUGUGUCAUUAGAAAAUCUAUUUAAUUUGAUGUAAGCAACAUGUUUCAAAAGUUGGGACAGUAACAACAAAUCACUGAAAAGCUUAUUUAUGUACCACAUCCAUAAGGUGUGUGACAUGACUGGGGGCGUUCAAGAGAGGCUGAAGUCCAGGAAUGAAAGGCCAAAAACAAAAACUGGAUCUGAUCUUUGUAUCAAAAAUCAGAAAUUGCAGUGGAAAUCUUCACAUGAGCUCAAAAGUGUAACCAAAACAGUUAUGAUUCUAUGAUCACAGUUUACUGUGCAUCCAGAGUUCAGGUUCAAACUGGUCCAUAAACAUGAGUCCAUGGAUGAGGGAAAGUGAAAAGCUGUUCGGGUCUGAAAAAUCUAAUUUGACUUUCUUUUUUGAAGGAUGCUUCACACUCUGCAUUAGUUUGAAAGCCGGCCUCUGUGUUGGUACAGGGUAGGGUAAGGGUGCCUGUGGCAAGACUGUCUUAUACAUCAGGAUAGGCAACAUAACUGUGCUGAACAAUGGAGCAUCCUAGGAUGCGGUCUUCUUCUGAAAAAAGAAAAAAAUAGGAAGACCUUGUGUUUCUUAGCAGGACAUUUCUACAUAGUGAAGCAGCAUGGCUCCAUAGUUGAGAAGUCUGGGCGUUAGACUGGCCUGCUUGCAGUUCCAGGAAGUCACACACUGAAAACAUUUAGCAGAGACCCCUCACUGUUGUAUCCUGGCCGCAGAGAGGGGAACUUUCCUUUGAACUACUCCACAAACUGGUUUUCUUUGGUCCAAAAUGUCUACACAGUUCUUUAAAGAAGAGAAGAUACUGCACAGCGGUAAACAUGAAAGUGCUCAAACUCUUGAAAUAUGUUGUAGGUAUUAAAUUUAAAAUGCCAUUUUUCAGUUUCACCAUUUGACGUAUUGUCUUUGCUGUAUUUCAGCGGUCAUCCAGGUUUAAACAAUACUAAACCAUCAUAUUUUCUCAGAGUCUCAGGGUUGGAUGAAUUUGUUUUGUCAUUUCUCUCAGUCUUGAGAAACUAGCCCCUUCCAAACGUCUCAGUGUCCACCUUAACAAUCAGCUAUGAAGGGCAUGUAAUCAGCUCCUGAUUUACAAAUCUCUGUCAUCUCAGCAGCUGAUUGAAAGUUUUUAGGUAGACCACCUUCUUUGUCAUUUUAGUAUUUGCUAGAACAUGCCUUUCCCAGAAGCUGACACCGGUUUCCGCCAAUCGCAGGCCUCUCUAAUAUGGCGGGAACUGGAGGAGGAAGAGGAGGGGCUCACCCAGAGCCCUUCUGGACUGUUGCGCUCUGUGCUGCGGAGGGGACAAACACCGAGGAACAGGGAUGAGGAAGACGAAGACAGAACUGAAGGAUCGGUGCGGCAGCACCGCAGGAGGAGGAUAUCGGACUAUCCUGACGACGACUGCGUGCGCUAUUUUGUUUUGGGCACUGUGGCAGCCAUGUUUGCUCUGUUUGUCAAUUUGGUCUACCCUCUUUUAUACAAAUCAAACUGGACCUGAGAGUAAUCUGGUCAGUCUAAAGUCUGGUCAGUCUCACAAAUAUGAAUGUGUGGAUAGUCAAAGAGGCAGGGGUUCAGAAGAGAAUGAAGAAUGUGCUGUUUGGUAGAUAUCAGUGUUUCCCCUAGGUUAAGAAUUUACUUGUGGUGGUGGGCUGGGCAGUGCAGGAUGACACUGUGGUCUGAGAAGUUCAUUCAAAAUAAUCUAGUCAAACUAAGGUUUAUGAACUAUGCAUUUUUUAUUGCACAUACAGGUCUCCAGACUAACUCGUUUUGCUAAGAGCACAGUAAUUUUCACUGUUUUACUGAUAAAUAGAUCAUAAAUGCAGAAAUUACAAUGUGCUGUUUUAAAUUCAGUGUCACAUUUUAUUGUGCACUUUUAAAGAUGCAAAACAAAAUCAUUACACUCACCAAUGAGAAGUUGUUUUUUUCGCACAUGGCAUUUGUUUACAAGUUUAGACUGCUUCAGACUUUUGCUUUGUUGACAAACAAUCUUAAGGAAAAACAAGACAAAAAAAGAGAGUCCGUCUCUUGCUCUUGAAAUAGCUUUCACUUGGCUUCAUGUCUUGAAGAAGAAAAAGUCAAAGUCAGUAUCUGAGACACAACCAGCACAUUAACACAUACUGAAUGAAGAAGAAAACGGUAUAUAAUCAACAAAAAGUUAGUGUAGCAGGAGCACAACAGUUUGGGUGCACUUUGGUAUAUUCACCAAUGUGUCGCACGCUGCGCCACUUUUGUUCGCUCGAAAAACGAUCGCUACCACUCCGGAAAGCCGUAGUGCAACGGUUUGGGUGGGCUUCCGUAUAUUCACCCGCGCUGCACAGCGUUCGUCUGGAGAAAACUCUGCUGUCUGUGUGUCUGUAUGACCACACGUCUUUUCAUUAUUAUUAUUCUAUUUUCAUCUUCUUGGGCAGAUGUCAGUCUUCUUGAGCUGGCAGCCCAAGUAAAGUCUAUGUAGGGGAAACACUGGACCUGACUUAGGAUACGAAGUGUACAGUGAACAUGAACAUGUCCAAGUCUUUUGAAUGAACCCCUUUAAGUGGACAGCGAGGUUUGAAUGUCAGCAAUAAGCUCCUCCUCUUAAGAAACCCUGUUAGUCACAGAUGCAGACUGAUGAUACUAUCAGGAUAACAGUACUGUACCUCUAUUGAUCCUUUUUCUUGUGUAGACUCCUGCUUUAAUGUGAGUCUGCUUUUAAACACUGUCAUUUUUCUGUGCAACAUCAUGGAGGCAGGUCUGUGAUGAGUUUUUUUUCUUAGGCGAAAGUUCCUCAAGCUCGUAAGCUUGUAAAUCUUAAUGGAAAGACCAGGGAGGCCCUUAGAAAACGCUAAUCCACUGUGUGUAAACAGUAACACAUCACUACAGAGCGGAAGAAUAUAAUAGACUCUACAAUAGCUCUAGAUAAAGCCAUAACUGAAGGCCUUCUUCUGUCUUUAUUGCACUACUAAACUCUGGAGAGAAUAGGUAUUUAUUGGAGCAGUACAAAUAGAAUAUGAAAUGAGUGAGUGUUAGACCUUGUUGAAUCAUGAUGCAAAGAGAGCUCUCUGUAUGUUGUGACCAGUUGUUGCUUCUUCUCAUCUAGGAACCAGAUUGUGUUUGUUGGCCUUCAGAUUUCUGCCAAACAACAUGGGUUUGAUGACAUUUUCCUGCAGUAUGUUCUGUAGUUCACUGUAUUAUCAUUGUUUUUUUUUUAAUCCUCAUGUUUGUUUUGAUGUCUAUCACAGGACACAGACUUGUCUCAGCCCAGUUUGAACAGAUUAUUGAACAAGAAAGUCUCAUCCUCCGCUGAAUGUCAUGUUCCCAAUGUAAUACAGUCUUUCCAGAGAAACGUUUGGGAAAAGUAGUUGAUUAUGGACGGUUUUGGAGUGCUUUCUUUGAACUGUGAACAUGAAACCAAAUACAAUACCUCCUGCAACAAGGGAAGUCAUUUUAACCGAAUCAAAACAUGAAGAAAUCUGAAAUACUCCACUGAACUGAAGAGCCGCUUCUGUACCAUGAUCAUGCAUAAUAAGCAUGACCAGCGCUCAAAUCAAACGGUUUUUAACUCUUUCUGAGUCUCCAGACUGUCCAUAACGCAGCUGUUUUUCUGUUGUUGUAGUGGUUAGAAGUAUUCAUGGGUCUCAGGGAAAUCCUAGUGCUCUUCCAGUCUAGAGGCAGUGUACAGUGUCCAAUAUUUGCCUUAACUGCCAUUAUUAGAGCACCAUCAGACGGUGUAAACUUGACUCAAAUAAUAUGCAAAGAUCAAGUCUGUUUAGUUAACUCUGGAUGAGUAUAGCUUUUACUCAGCGUACACUGCUCUUGAAGUGUAGAGUGAAAUCUCGCAGCCAUCUACAAACCGAACCAUGGUGUCAUUUUAAGGAAAAGAGGUUUUUAACAGAAGCUUUGCUGGUUUAGAUGUUAAACUGAUGUUGGGCUUUUGUUGUUCUGACUGAUGUGUGACGGAUGAAAUUCUGUAUGUGUGUAAUCUGCUGCAAAAUGUUACUUUGAAAAGACAAAUCAGACUUGUGUUGGCUAAUGGCUAAAGUAUUGUAUUUAAAAGAGAAUCAAAACCUAUUUUAAUGUAUCUGCAAUAAUGUAUGUAGAAACCUCCACCUAAAUGCUGCUUUCAGAUAUUUAAAGCUAUGUACUUCUUUUGGAAAUAAAACCUCCAUCUCUUUAUGGUCUUCUGUAUACAUUCAUGUUAUAUCCUCACCAGUUUCUUCAAACAGCUGAGAUCUCCUGAACUUCUAAAUCAGCAUGAUUUAUCGUUACCACUGGUUUAUUUUACAGGCCUCUAGCCAGUCACUAUUUGGGCCUGACCUUGAUCCUGAAGGACCACCCACGCUGACGCCAGAGGUUCCCUCUGACCUCUUCGCCCACACUGGAGAGUGUGCAGCACCAUCCUACAGCAACAUGGAGGAGGUGGACUAGACGUGGCAUGGACUAAAGGAAGUUCAGAGCCGAUCCAGGACCUGAAUGGAAGUCCCAUUGCAGCAUGAGGACACACCAGUGGUCUUUGACUUCUGGUAUCACUUAGACAAGCUGUGAUAGGGAGGUGGUCCGUAAAGAUUUGACUCUCAGUUGCACUUAGACGUGCACUAACCAGACCCUUACAUCACUGAUAUAGACACAAUAAACACCCAUGAUAAACCCUUAACAAGCUGUAUACGUAGUUAUAUUCAUGAAGUGCAUAUAGUCACACUGAAGCUUACACUUGUCAGUAAUCUCUGAGCUCCUCUUGGCAGCUCAUUAUAGCAGCCGCCAAAGAGUCAAGACUCAGAAACAUAGUGGAGUCAAGUUCCUUCCAGGCUGCUACACGUGGUCUGGUUUUAAGCUAAAAAAAACGACAACCCAUCACUGUUAACCAGACAUGCUAAUCGCAGGAAAAAGCUGCAGUCGAUUAUUUAAGUAAGUUUGGGGAGUUUGAGUGGAAAUAGUUGAAAUUUGACUACAUUUGUUCUCUUUGUUUUUUGUUUAGGAUUUCUCGAGGUAUUUCCUGGUAUGACUUGUUUGUGGCAGGCUUUUCUGUAACAUGGAUCGGAGUUGAAGAAGCUGAUGUAAAAAGAUGAAAACAUGAGACUGGUGCUGACCUGCUGCUUUUUUGAUACAGAGGGCACAUGCUUUUUUCUCUUUUUUUGUUUCAUACAUAUUUUAUUUCUGUUUCUUGCUGUAGUGUACUUCGAUCGUUUCGCUCUUUUCUUUUUGUACUUGUUUAGAUAUUCAAUCCUGUGGAUGCAAUUCUCAAAUGGCUUCAGUAUAAACUGAAAUGUGCAUGACUGCAUGUGGAUACAGGCUGUAACCCUGGCCCCUGUUAAAUACCUCCUUUCCCUAAAACUCUGCUACAUUUGAGUUCUUUCAGUUUUGCGUGAGUUGUCCAGUCUCGGCCUCCCUUUCUUUGUUAUUGAUUGAGUAAAUAAAUUGGGGAUCAUUAAGAUAAUGCUGUGGAUAAAUAUAAAUGGUUAAUAUAAAUAAAACAGUUUGGGAAACUGCUGACAUUGGUGUUUUUAAUUAGAGUUUUGGUUGUCAUGAACCAUCAGCAUUAAGAUGCAGGUGAGGGGCUUUGUGUCAGUCAAGCAGUGGAAGAAAUUUUACAAAAUGUUUGAAGCAUUUUUACAAUGAAUGAUCCAUUUGGCUGUCAGAAGAUGGCAGUGUGAGAUUUUUUGUCAAAAAUCACCACUCAAGCAUGUCCAGAAUUUAGAAUUCAUUUAUGCUCGCCAUACGUGUGAAAAUUUACUAGUCCGUUUCAAACGAUGGUUUCGUCACAGUGAUAGACGGUAUGUAGCCUGUGGCUAAGUACACAUUUAAACCAGAACUGUUCAGUUGGUGAUACAAGCAUUAAAAUUGGCAUGAACAUUCUCCAUGGGUCACUUGACUAGAAAAGUGUCCCAGGCUGUGGGUCAAAAUGAAUCACUCAAUCCCUAACCCCCAUAUGGGAUUUUACUAUAUAUUUGACAAUGUAGUGAACUCAAUUACCAGACGUUUCGGACACUACAUGGCAUGACGCAAUGCAUGACUGGAUGCCCACCACCGGUGAGUGACCAUCAGAUGAUCACUACAUUUUGCAGUGCUUUAUGGGAAAUUUUGAGUCGCCUAUAUAGGGCACUGGAAUUGAUUACUGAGAUUUCGGACACCCCUCAAAAUGGCGCUAACCCCCAUGUAGUCACCUGUAUAGGGGUUAGGGAUCCAUUUCAGACACAGCCCCAGCCAUUUGAAAUUUCAAGAUGGCCGCCACCCAAGUGGAACAAUUAGGGGAUGUACCUGUUACAUUGGUGAUAGCCAUGAAAAUUGGUAUGCACAGUCUUCAUGAGUAACUUAAUAAGAAAAUGCCCCAAGCUGCUUGAAAUUUCCUGAUACAGCCCACAUAUUUCCAUGCGUAGUACCGAUUAGAGAAAUUGAUGACACCGUCAUUUUCAUUACUGUGAUACAGUGUGUUGCAGGUAGUGACAGCACCAACAUUGCCCCCUCAGUUUACAGUGGUACUGCUCCAACUGGCCCGUAUCUCUAAACUUAAAGGAUACCUGCAGAAAUACUGCCUGAAGAAUGAGAAGCACAAAGGGAUAGCUCUGUCCGUUUUGUAUCGUUGAGCAUUAAGGAACCUUUAGGCCUUGGAUUUACUCAAUUAAUGCAUGAUAUAAAGGUAUCUAUAAAUAAAUGUGGUUUUGAUGUUACUUUUAUUGUAAUUGCCUGGGGGGCGGGACUAACAUGAGAGAUGGAGAGAUCAGUCGGACACAUGUAGCUAGCUGGUUUCUCACUUGCUGGGUCUUCUGCAUGCUGCUGAGCCUGAGGCGAGGACGCCGUCACUGGCUGUGUUUCUUCUGAUGCUGUGGACGUUUGGUGCUGGUUUUCUUCCCGCUGCUGAGACGAGAGGGUGAAGUGAACUGAGCAGCAUGCAGGACGAGGCGACGGAUGAAGUUGGUUGGACCGUGGAGUCGAGGUGUUUUUCGUCUUCUUAAUAAAGCCAGUAAGCAGCUCUAACAGGCCUGCAAGGGAGGAUUAUACUUUCAUUUGAAUUUUAUUUGCCGGCUUUUUGUGUGUUUGUUUUGUGGGCCCACAUUUAGGAGUAACAAAUACCUGUUGUGUGAAUUAUCCUGAAGUUUAAAUUGAUAAGCUGCCUCAUAAGGGAUUGACUCUUACCUGCAGUAUUGAUAUGGCGGAAUAAAGUGGACAAGCAGAUGAAGAAGGUGUUGUCAAUUUUUAUUUUGCUUUUUCUUAAUAAAAACUUAAAAUGUAGAUUUUCUCUUUAUGACUUUAGUACAUAAGAAAAGUUUAACCAUUAGUGAUUAAGACGUUUAUUGAGGUAAAAAUCAUACAGCUAAGCACUUAUCUGUUACGUUCAUGUGUGUCACAGACGAUGAUGUAAAGGUAGGUGUGUGACAAUAAAAUCUUUUAAAAUACAUUUCAUGCUAUAACUUCCUUGAGAAGUUUUAUUUAUAAACCCAGGGCUCUGUAUCUGAGGAUAGUUGAUAUGAAGAAAGCACUACAAUAAAAAUACCCAGCUACGUGUGUAGAAGGCCUAAGACUGUGGGUGUGACAGACUGCUGAGACGAAGACUGUGAGGUACAACGAACUUGCAAAAAGACAGUGAGAGACAUGAGGUUAAAUACAAGAGGUAAUGAGGGUGAUGGGAAACCGGUGGGGAGACGCAAUCAGGACGCAGGUGCGACAAGACAGGGGUGGGGCAGACAGGAACAUUUCUGAAACAAGGACAAGGGUUAAUGACUUCAAAAUAAAUCAGGAAGGACAAGACAUGAAACAUGAAUGUGCCAAAAUAAAGGAAACUUAACAAAGAUGAAACUCCUCCUCCUCCAAACCAAACUGUUUCUCUUCAAACUACAGCUGUCUUUCAGUCUUUUAACUGUGUUUCAAUAUUUACCCUCACUAAAGUGAUUCAUAAAAUGAAACCCUCCUCCUGUGCUCCUGACGUCCUGCAGUGAGAUUUCUAAAAGAGGGUUAUGAGCCAAUCAGUUCACAUCUCCUCUCCAUGGUAAACUCAUGGAUAAUAACUGGUAAUGGUCCUACUGAUUUAAAAAAAGCUGACCUGUGGGGUUCCUCAGGGAUCGGUCCUUAGACCACUUCUCUUGUUACCCCUUGGUCAUGUCAUCCAUCUUAGUUUCCACUCAUAUGCGGAUGAUACCCAGCUGCACCUGUCUUUUAUUCCCAUUGAUUUUCACCAUUUCAACACAUUAAAUAACUGUAUCAAAGGCAUAAAAUGAUGGAUGUCUCAGAGUUUCCUGCAGCUAAAUUUGGAUCAAACCGAGGUAAUGAUUUUUAGUCCAGGCUCAGCAGGAAUGAUGACUCAUCUGGACUCUCUGUCACAAAAUGUUAGACAUGACUUUUAAAGAAAAACCUCAGUCUGAACCAGCAUGUCAACAAUACUGUGCAGUCCUGGAGAUUGUCACUCAUGCUUUUGUCUCUGAGGGAGACAAAUUACCAAUCUUUUUCACUUCAUCAUGUGUGUCUAUUUACUAGAUAUUUUAUUUAAUUUAAUGCCGUUUCAGCUGUGUUGAUUCGGUCAGGUUGUGUGUCCAAACGCGUGCCAAACGCGCUCAUCAGAUCAGAUAUAGAUCAGAAUAUAUUUAUAUAGAUCUAAAUGUAUGUGCUGACUCAGAUUAUUGGUUGUUGAUGAUUAUUUAUUGCACUGAAAUGUGCCUGACACUGUGGAAACCUGCCGGUGAGGCAUCGGUGACGUAUGCCGAUAGCCGCCCGUCUACCAAAAUACCACCAGACCAGCUGCGCACUGCCUGCGCUGCAAGCUGACCAGGUUUGAAUCAGAGAGCUUUCAGCGCACUUUAUACACUGGUGGCGAGCACGAAAAUGUCACUGCGCCAGCUGAUUCUGUCGACACCUUCCUCUGCCACGCCACCACGCCCAGCUUGGCAGACCUUGGUGCGCCUCAGUCCACGAAAAUACCAAACCGGCUGUAUGCCGGGCUCAGCCGGACAAAAAUACAACUGCGCGGGGUCCGCCACCCUCCGCUGCCUCACCAGCGUACACGAAAAUAGAGCCCACAGACUGAUGUGACAGGAUACAAACAGUCAAAUAAUCAGCUGAAGUUUGUGUUUGUGCAGAGGGUCAAUUGUUCUUCAGCUGCUGUUUGUGUUUGUGGUGUUUGUGUAGAGAGGACGAGACUCUCCCUCCUACACAGAACACAAACACACUGAGGAACCAAGAGACUUGAGUGCAAACCCAGGAUAGAGAGGUUGAGUGAAGGUGGUGUUGAAGGUGUGGAGGUGGAUCAGUGUGUCAGAGGAGACGCUGUAGAAGGACAGAGUGCCAGCAUGACAGUCCACAUACACUGCUACUCUGUGAGAGACAGAAGACCAAGGGAGACGGAGGUCUGUUCUAAUUUCAUUGUGAUGGACAUAGUAACGAUAAUCAGAGCAGCGCAGACUCCAGGACUGAUCAUUACAUCCAAACAGACAGUUAACACUGUCUCCUUUCCUUCUGAUUCCUCUGUAACUCACUGAUAUAUGAAUCUUUCCUGUCCACUCCACCUCCCAGUAACAGCGUCCAGUCAGAACAUCUCUACACAGAAGCUGAGGAUAAAAGUCAAAUCUCUUCGGAUGAUCAGGAUAUGACUGAUCCUCUUUCACACUUGUCACCUUCCUGUUGUUUUCAGACAGUCUGAGGAAUCUGUUUACUGUCUUUGAGUCCAGUUUGAGUUCACAGAAAUCUGACAGAGAGAAAAAGACACAACACAGCAGCAAGUUAUCAUCAGACACACCUGAAGGCUUUCUUCUUCUUUGUUAGCUGACAGUCUGCUGUUUGGUCAUCAGGAGUCAAACUGAUUUCACACUUACACUUCUUCACACCAGGUUUUAACCUCUGCUCUCCACCAUGGUCCACCCUGGAGGAACAAACACAGUCAGAAUGAUUGAGUGCCCAACAUGAGUCGUCCCAGCUGUCCAACAUGAAGCAGAGUUCCUCGGUUUGUCCCUGUGACACUUUUUCUGAGUCUUUCUGACAGAAACUCCCAGAAAAGGAAUAACAACAACAAGAUUGAAACAGCAAAGGCUGGCUGUUGGUCUGUCCCACAACAUGGAGAUUUGAUUUGGACCCUUUGGAAAAAGACAUUCAUUUCUUCUUUUAGGGCAGCUGUCCACACUUUGGUCUAAAAAGCUCCCUCUAAAUAGACUUGAAACCUUGUCUGCAGAUAGAGAGAUAAAGUAUUGGGCUCUCUUCUUCUAGAUAUAAAUGAAGAUGAAAUGAAAGCUCUCAGAUGAACUCAUGUGAGUAUGUGAGCCUCUUCUUGGAUCAUUCAGAUUCAGCUAGAGCAGAGGGAGUAGAAGUAUCACAGCUGGAACAGCAGGUGGAUUUCCUGCAGUUUGGGAUGGACAGAAAGUGAAGCAAAGUUGGUGCAUCUCCUCAAACAGCCUCUCAGCUUACCUGAUCAUGACUGACAGGUCUGCUGCUGCUCUUACUGAACGUAGCUUUGCCAGUAAAGCAUUAGAGCUCCACUGAAAGGAUCUGGAGGAGAUUUGAAAGUUGUUCUGCUCUGAUUAUUAAACUGGAUGUGAACCUUCAUCUUGUAAUAUCCGGUGUAAUAAAGCAUCUUCUCUGUGUUCUGACGUGGGCUAAAGGACUGUCAAAUGUGUUUAAAAGUUAAAAUAUGAUCUCUCUCUUGAUCAUCUCUGUUCUUAUUCUGUGUGUCUGUUCCUCAAUCAGGGAGCUGUGAAAUGACCACAGAGUCAGAAUAUCCAAGUUUGGACCUCUUUCCACCUGGAACACUGGAUAAGGUCUAUUCUU